Molecule: messenger RNA, 2269 nt
Organism: Drosophila innubila
Lineage: Eukaryota; Metazoa; Arthropoda; Insecta; Diptera; Drosophilidae
Exons: 1
Coding region: 14-2167 (717 amino acids)
Source: RefSeq, a predicted model, not a curated record
AAAUUCUUUCGAAAUGCGCAGACAACAAGUGGAGCCCUUUCAAUAUACUGACAACCUCACUCCCUACGAUGUGAUGCGUAUGCAGAACACAAAGGCAUUCAAGUUUCGGAGAGGUGAAAUGUAUCCCAGCAUUAGGCCACCAAUUUCGCAAUGUGGAACCGCGGAAACGGCUGAAUGGUUAUCGGAUGCCAUGGAAGUCAGCGGCCUUGAGCGACCUAUAUGGAUUCAGAACCCCCCCGACUAUCCAUAUGCUGAAAAACCGAUACAAGAUCAGCCCAAGAUUAAUACAAAUCGAUUUGAUUAUCUGUGCCAAAAGCGCACACGACCCAGAAAAGAAUUCAUUUUAACAGGGGACCAGAGAGCGCUCGAUUGGAACAAGUUGACCCCAAGGGAUUUGAUGAGAAUGCAAAACUGCAGAACAUUUGAUUUCCAGACGUGUGAGAAAUAUCCCUCAAUAAGACCGCCAAUAUCGCAGUGUAAUCCUCUGUUGACAGCCGAAUGGCUGGCAGAUGCAGUUGAGGCCAGCGGUUGUAAUCGUCUAUUCGAUAUGGAAGUCGAUGAUAUCGUUGAGGUCUGGAAACGUAGUCCCCAAAAGGAAUCGCUUAGCUUUUACGGCCUGGGAUCUGGCAUUCAAAAACCGGAGGCUAUAGAGUUUAAUCAAGUGGUAUCCAAGUGCCUGGAUAAAGUGAACACUGUCAAGCCGAAAGUUCAGAAUGUACAGAAAAUGCAUAUACCCAAUGAGCCGCCUAUACAGCUUAAGACUCCAUCGAGACCGCGCGGAAACUUUGUACUGAAUCGUUCACUCUUGGAAUCGAAGAUCACGAAAAUGCCCACUGUACAGAAAAAGCUGGAUCCCAACAAUGCAUUCACCUGGCUUCACCGUCCCCGCACCCGCACCCGUCCGCUUCCAAGUGUCCAACUAGAGCAACCAUUUGUCGAAGGUCCGCCUGGGAUAGGUCUGAGAAAAGCACUCGAUAUGGACAAACCCGCUAGAAAGUCAAAGCACGGUCUGAGAAGAAAGCAUCCGUACUGUGAGUUGCAAUGUGGAAUUCUCGAAAAUAAAUGCACGGAAUACGAAUGGAGGCAAUACAAGGAAGAUCCUCGAGCUUAUGAAGAGGCAUUCAAGCGGGAGAUGGAAGAAAUGGAAAAGCAAACGGAAUCGAAGCCGGAGCCAAGGAACUACGAUGAGCUCUAUGCGGAAUUGGUGUCCUGCUUUCAGAAAACUCGACGCAAGGAUCCUCUCAAGAAAGCGUACAUCAAAUGCUGCGAUGCCGACUCAUUGUUUGGUGGUCCAGGUGGUUUCGGUGGUGCGGGCGGUGCUGGAGCUGGUGGUAGUGGUGCUGGUGGUUUUGGGGAUGAUUACGAUGAUGAUAGUUGGGACUCGGCUGAAUUUAAAGGCAAAGGAGAUCUGGAUGAUGUUGGAGGAGACAAAGGUGAUAAGGAUGGAGAAGGUGAUGGAGAUGGCGAUGGUGAAGGUGAUGGAAAGGGCAAGGGAGGUGGCAAAGCAGGUGGUAAAGGUGCUGGCAAAGGUGAUGGCAAAGGAGAUGGCAAAGGUGAUGGCAAAGGAGGCAUCGGUAGCGGAAUUGGUGGUACAGAUGGAAAAAAGCCGGGAGAUAAAGACACCGAUAAAUCCAAAACCGAUUUACCGCAUUCGGGUGGUUCGUUUUUGAGAAGAACAUCUAGUGGUUCAUCCGGAUCAUCGCAGGGGAAGGGCAAAGGCAAGAGGCCACAUAAACCCAGGCCCCCAAAGGGACAUGGCACAGGUUCCGGUGGUUCAGGUGGCGAGUGCAUUAAGGAUUGUCCCUGUGAAAUCUGCAAGUUCAUGAAACGCCCUGAAAUUGAACCGGAUUCUCCAUUAAUUCGCCAGUUGAAGCGAGACGAGAAACGACGCGAACUUAAAGAUUAUUUGAAGCGCAUGUGUCAUCGCCAAUAUAUCAAGAACAAAUUUCCCGAGUAUCCUGCUCCUGCCCAUAGGUGUGACCCCAUACAAUACGACAAUUGUUUCUGCUCCAAUCCUAAACUGGCAGACUAUUGUGACUGCCUGGAUGCGAUGCAGAAACUGCAAAAGUUGUUGGGUCCCAAACAUCGCAUUGUGGACAAUGAAUUGUUGUUUAAUGUGAGGAAUCUCAGGGAUCGGGUCUGUCGACGUUUUUGCGAGUGUCUAUAACCGAUAAAGGACAAAGACAAGUAGCCCAAUAUGAUUAACCGCAAAACUGUAGUAUAUGAAAAUAAUGUGUGACUUGUUUAAAAAUAAAUGUGCGAAAAAUUA